Molecule: messenger RNA, 648 nt
Organism: Pseudoliparis swirei
Lineage: Eukaryota; Metazoa; Chordata; Actinopteri; Perciformes; Liparidae
Product: serine/threonine-protein kinase pim-2-like
Exons: 4
Coding region: 1-648 (215 amino acids)
Biological process (GO): regulation of mitotic cell cycle; negative regulation of apoptotic process; protein autophosphorylation
Cellular component (GO): cytoplasm
Molecular function (GO): ATP binding; protein serine/threonine kinase activity
Source: RefSeq, a predicted model, not a curated record
AUGAGGAUGGUCUCUUUGGAGGUGGCGCUGAUGCUAAAACUCCAACCAGCAGCAGAAGAAACCAGUACAGCGGUGACCCUGCUGGACUGGUACGAUUUAGACCUGGAGCUGAUUCUUGUCCUAGAGAGACCAGUCCCCUGCAUGGACCUUAUCGACUACAGCAACUCAAUAGGUUAUCACCUGCCUGUGGACGAAGCUAAAACCAUAGUAAAACAGCUGGUGGAUGCUCUCAUUGAAGUCCACUCCAAAGGGGUCUUCCACAGGGACAUCAAGCUAGACAACAUUCUCAUUGAGACCGACACUGAUGUCCCACGUGUCCGGCUCAUUGACUUUGGCUGUGGCACUUUUCUGUCAGAGGGGACGUACAGUACAGUGCAAGGAACCGUUGCCUACAUCUGUCCUGAGUGGUUCCUGUAUAGGUGCUACAGGGCUGAACCCUCUACGGUGUGGCAGCUUGGUGUAGUGCUGUUUGUGUUGCUGCAGGGACAGUACCCCUUCAGUGGCAAGGAGGAAAUCAGCUUUGAAGACCCUGAUGUCAGUGGAUAUUUUUCCUCAGAAUGCAAAGCUUUUCUUCUGAGCUGCCUGGAAAAGAGCCCAGAGGACAGACCCACCCUGGAGGAACUGAAGCACCACCCCUGGCUGAUAUAA